GUUAGGUGGCCCAUACCUCUCAGUUCAGCGUCUGGUUUCCUUCUCUCCAACGUCAGUCGUCGUCGAUGGUUAAGCGUGUCUGCUCUCAGUCUACAGAUACACGGAAUCAAAAGCAAAUACCGACACCAAUGGCGACACAGGACAGUGUAUCAUCUUCUGCUGUUCCUAACCCAUCUACCUCUCGAGACGCGAACCUCGUGCGUCAGAUCCCUCUCAAUACCCGUGACAAUAGUCAAUAUUUGGAAGCUUGGGAGCACGCUCCUAUAUCGCCACAACCGAUGGAUGUUGACAGUCCUUCUAUAACAAAGCCAUCUCGCUCGCCGCCGCCGCCGCAAUCAUCCAGUCUCCGCAAAGUCCUCAACCCUCCUUUUUUGUUAGAGCACUUUCACAUGGAUUUACUCUUGUUGAGGUUUUUCCCGGAAUAUUCUAGGACUGGCCCCCCACCAGAAUUCCAACGUAUAGCCUAUAUUCUCGUCCUUACUUGCCUAGAACUAGACAGAGAGAGAUUCAAAAAGGCCGAUGACUUUGAUGACCUUUUGCAAUCAUUUCCCGUGCUGGACUCGAUCAGCAAGGAUUGUUGGCGAGAGGGCUCUUUUCGAGCCCUUCGAGAACUAGAAAUAUUCUGGCCUGAUCCUGACAAACUUUUCAAGCGCGAAGUAUCUUGUGAGUAGCAUGCCGUACUUGUAUAAGCCCUUCCAGACUUUUCUUGGCGAACUUUUACAGUGCGAGCUUUUGAGCAAG
Heterobasidion irregulare TC 32-1 is the source of this 741-nucleotide messenger RNA. RefSeq lists its product as uncharacterized. The record is from RefSeq and is a predicted model, not a curated record. Bases 66 to 671 code for a protein of 201 amino acids. The transcript is spliced from 3 exons. Lineage: Eukaryota; Fungi; Basidiomycota; Agaricomycetes; Russulales; Bondarzewiaceae.